AUGAUCGUUGCAAAAGUACAUCCGAACAACAUACGUCGACGUUUCAUCAUUCAACUUGCAGUAUUGUGUAUUGACAUUCUUUCGUGGGACGAUAGCGAUGAUGCUGCGGGCAGUAAAGAUCCAUCCGAAUAUUCCGAGAAUUUGAAUUCAGUCCGAUUGAUCGUUGAGAUGAAACUUCGUCCACAAUUGUCCUUGCUUGUGCCACCGACCUAA
Molecule: messenger RNA, 213 nt
Organism: Anisakis simplex (herring worm)
Lineage: Eukaryota; Metazoa; Nematoda; Chromadorea; Rhabditida; Anisakidae
Source: the annotation of a GenBank genome assembly